CAAAAACCUGGCUCCUGGCUCUCUAUUCUUCUAAGGAUCACUUUCCUGACAAAAGAGGUAAGGGACUCCACUACAUGAAUUGAAGAAGGAUAAGGUUGGCACUGCUUUGCUUCUUUCUUUGUUGAAAUUUCUUCCUUCCUGAUCAAGCUUCAGCAUAUCUCCUUACAGCAUAUGAUACACAGAAUUUCUCUUUCCUAAAAUGGAGUCAAGUAAAAAGAUGGACUCCCCUGGCCCUCUGCAGGCUAACCCACCGCUAAAGCUGCAUCCUGACCGCAGCGCUGGGACAUCAGUUUUCGUCCCUGAACAAGGAGGUUACAAAGAAAAGUUUGUGAAGGCUGUGGAGGACAAGUACAAGUGUGAGAAGUGCCGCCUGGUGCUGUGCAACCCGAAGCAGACCGAGUGUGGUCACCGGUUCUGCGAGACCUGCAUGGCUGCCUUGCUGAGCUCCUCAAGUCCAAAAUGUACAGCGUGUCAAGAAAGCAUCAUUAAAGAUAAGGUGUUUAAGGAUAAUUGCUGCAAGAGAGAGAUUCUGGCUCUUCAGAUCUAUUGUCGGAAUGAAAGCAGAGGUUGUGCAGAACAGUUAACGCUGGGACAUCUGUUGGUGCACUUAAAAAAUGAUUGCCAGUUUGAGGAGCUUCCGUGUGUGCGUGCUGACUGCAAAGAAAAAGUCUUGAGAAAAGACCUGCGUGAUCACGUGGAAAAGGCCUGCAAAUACCGGGAGGCCACGUGUAGUCACUGCAAAAGCCAAGUCCCCAUGAUCACAUUGCAGGUUUCCUUGCUGCAGAAUGAAAGUGUAGAGAAAAACAAGAGCAUACAGAGUUUGCACAAUCAGAUAUGUAGCUUUGAAAUUGAAAUUGAGAGACAAAAGGAAAUGCUUCGAAAUAAUGAAUCCAAAAUACUUCACUUACAGCGAGUAAUAGACAGCCAAGCGGAGAAACUGAAGGAGCUCGACAAAGAGAUCCGUCCCUUCCGGCAGAACUGGGAGGAAGCGGACAGCAUGAAGAGCAGCGUGGAAUCCCUGCAGAACCGCGUGACUGAGCUGGAGAGCGUGGACAAGAGCGCUGGACAGGUGGCUCGGAACACAGGCUUGCUGGAGUCCCAGCUGAGCCGUCAUGACCAGAUGCUGAGUGUCCACGACAUCCGUCUGGCCGACAUGGACCUGCGGUUCCAGGUCCUUGAGACCGCCAGCUACAAUGGCGUGCUGAUUUGGAAGAUCCGAGAUUACAAGCGGCGGAAGCAGGAGGCCGUCAUGGGGAAGACCCUGUCCCUUUACAGCCAGCCGUUCUACACGGGCUACUUUGGCUAUAAGAUGUGCGCCAGGGUCUACCUGAACGGGGAUGGGAUGGGGAAGGGGACGCACUUGUCGCUGUUUUUUGUCAUUAUGCGUGGAGAGUAUGAUGCUUUGCUUCCUUGGCCAUUUAAGCAGAAAGUGACGCUCAUGUUGAUGGAUCAGGGGUCCUCGCGGCGUCAUUUGGGAGAUGCAUUCAAGCCCGACCCCAACAGCAGCAGCUUUAAGAAGCCCACCGGAGAGAUGAAUAUCGCCUCUGGCUGCCCGGUCUUUGUGGCCCAAACUGUUCUAGAAAACGGGACAUAUAUUAAAGAUGAUACAAUUUUUAUUAAAGUCAUAGUGGAUACUUCGGAUCUGCCCGAUCCCUGACGAGUCCUUGGGGAGGAGGAUUUAGCAGAAGGUAACUCCUCUGGGGGGUUUGAACCAGUCUGUCUUCACCGAGGUCCUCGAGCUCAGAAAAGGACCUUGUGGAACGGAGGAAGCGGCAGAAGGUGGACGCACGGCCGGCAGGAGGAGCCACACAUGAACACACACCUGACAUGUUUUCUAUAGACUAGCAACACUUCACUCUGAAGAAUUAUUUAUCCUUCAACGAGAUAAAUAUUGCUGUCAGAGAAGGUUUUCAUUUUCAUUUUUAAAGAUCUAGUUAAUUAAGGUGGAAAACAUAUAUGCUAAACAAAAGAAACAUGAUUUUUCUUCCUUAAACUUGAACACCAAAAAAAGAAAACACACACAUGUGGGGAUAGCUGGACAUGUCAGCAUGUUAAGUAAAAGGAGAAUUUAUGAAAUAAUAACGCAAUUCUGAUAUAUUCAUUCUAAAAUUCAAGAGUGCAACCUUGUUUCAAAUAUAGUAUAUUGUCUAUUUUUAAGGCCUCAUCUGGUCUCUGUUUUAAUAAUUUGUUUGUCAGAAGACCCUGAAGUACUCCUAGGUCUUUUUUUGAAAGUCUCUAAAUUCAGAAUCAUUUUUUAAUUUAAAGUUCUACAAAUAAUUGUUACUGCAAACAUUUUAUUUUAAAACGUUGAUAGACUGAUAUUUCUUGGAAGAAAAUGUAAAAUAUCAAACACUGGUUAUCACUUGUGAUAGGAAAGAGAAUAUUCAAUCUGUUGUUAUUUCUCGUUAGAAAUGUAAACCUUCAAUAUCUGUCGUAGUUAAUGACACUACUUCAAAAUUAUUAUGAAAGGAACAUUGCUCAUGGAUGCUGUGCAUCAUUUUCAGAUUUAUAAUUGUUUUCACCCUAAAAUAGGGCAUUAGUUGAACUUUGGAGUUCUGAACAAAAUCCUGUAGUUUUUAAAAUUCUGCCCCAUGUGUUCAGACAAGCCCUCUGUGGCUGACAGUACCGGCCUUGGUCUCUGUGUCCAGUGUCCAGGGGUGGGCAGGGGUCUGCGCGGAGGGCCCGGCAGGUGUGUCUCUUCAUUCUGUCAUCUUGCUGCGUUUUGUUAAUGAUCUCCGAAAGCAACAUCUUUGCAUAGAGAUGGUGGCAUACGGUACAUGUGCCUUAGAUGUGACAUGCUGCUUCUCGACCCUGGGUUUGCAUUCAGCAUAAUUCUAGAAAGUGCUAGUUUAACCAGACUUUUCUCUCCACCACUAGAUCCUUGUCUCUCCAAGGCCCUCAGACAACUCCGUACCCGCUGAGGGAAGCCAGGCUCCACCGUUGGCUUCUGGAGCCUCCGCUACUUAAUCACUGCAGAUUCCAAAUCUCUAGGCCCCAAAAGUGAGCUGCCUGGUCCAAGUACAGCUUGGUCCCACCCUGAGGGAGGCAGGUGUGGGGCAGAAGCUGAGUCUCUCCGUGCCCCCACCUGGGCCCUGGGGGCCCACACAGCUCGAAGCAGAACCCUCUGAGCAUUCUCGAGACCGCUGCUCUGGGAGCCUGCCCCGGCUGAUUGAUGGGCAUUCCUAAACCACCACCCUGGCAGGAGGGGUGGCCACAGGGCCUGUUGUCCCAGCCUGUGCCUGCUCGGACGGCAUUCUCUCAACUCACUGUUUACUGUCUCUCAAAGGUCCAACUGUGAUGAGAAGCCUGGAGCCCUGCCCUGUACCCCUUUUGCUAUGCACCACGCUUCAUGGUGCUCUUACCACUGAUGGGUGCUACACGUGACGGGUGCUUCUUAGGCAAAACCAAUGUGUGCGAACCACACCUGUGCCACUUGUCCAACAGCCGCGCCCACGAUUGGCCAGCUGGGCCGCGCACUUCAGACUGCCUGCCUCUGGGCUCUCCCCAUGGCUGCGCGGGGACAGCUUGGCUGGUGCCUAGUGGCCCACCUUGUCUCUGGUGCUGCCGUCUGUCCUGGGUGUGCCUUCGCCCCAGUGCCUGCUGGAAGUGCCCUCCUGUCACACACCCAUCCCCGUGCUUCCACGAGGGACCUCACUGGUUCCACGCGCCUGCCAUGCCCUUUCGUGGUUAAAACGGUUGGUCGUCCUUCAUCUGCCUUUCCUUUCUUCACUCUCCUGGGAUUGCUUUGGGGGCAAAUUGGUGUCGUUGGUUCUGUCCCCAUAAAGGAGUCAUGUGUCCCUGCUCAUAAAGGAAGGACUUCCUGCAGAAGCUCAGAAAACACUCUUCCCUCAAAGGUGUCACCAACCUUCUCCAGGCCUGUCCCCUGGGUUCUACCCUGGAGGCCUGAAGGAGGGAGGACCUCCUGGCAGUCCCUACCUGGCUCAGGUGGCUUUCCUGAGGCCAGGGGUUAACAACAGGGACACCCCUGCGACUUCCUUUCCAGUCACUAAAAGUGU
Propithecus coquereli (Coquerel's sifaka) is the source of this 4016-nucleotide messenger RNA. RefSeq names its product TNF receptor-associated factor 3 (gene TRAF3). Gene Ontology annotation, cellular component: plasma membrane signaling receptor complex. The coding region runs from base 200 to 1657 and encodes 485 amino acids. The transcript is spliced from 9 exons. Gene Ontology annotation, biological process: regulation of canonical NF-kappaB signal transduction; protein K63-linked ubiquitination; Toll signaling pathway. The record is from RefSeq and is a predicted model, not a curated record. Lineage: Eukaryota; Metazoa; Chordata; Mammalia; Primates; Indriidae. Gene Ontology annotation, molecular function: zinc ion binding; tumor necrosis factor receptor binding.